Molecule: messenger RNA, 9929 nt
Organism: Scomber japonicus (chub mackerel)
Lineage: Eukaryota; Metazoa; Chordata; Actinopteri; Scombriformes; Scombridae
Gene: mgaa
Product: MAX dimerization protein MGA a
Exons: 26
Biological process (GO): positive regulation of DNA-templated transcription; cell fate specification; regulation of transcription by RNA polymerase II
Cellular component (GO): nucleus
Molecular function (GO): DNA-binding transcription factor activity, RNA polymerase II-specific; protein dimerization activity; RNA polymerase II cis-regulatory region sequence-specific DNA binding
Source: RefSeq, a predicted model, not a curated record
CAUCUGCAGAGGCAUCAAAGUGACUUUGGACAACAACAGCAUGUGGAACGAGUUCUUCAGAUGCAAGACUGAGAUGAUUCUCACUAAACAAGGCAGCAGGAUGUUUCCGUAUUGUCGUUUUCGCAUUUCUGGCUUACAGCCAUCCAGGAAAUACUGUUUGAUCAUGGACGUUCAACCUGUAGACAACAGUCGUUACAAGUGGACUGGCAAGGUCUGGCAAGUCUGUGGGAAGGCAGAGGGUCAUGUGAAGAGUCAGCCAUUUGCUCAUCCAGAGUCGCCAUCAGCAGGUCAACACUGGAUGCAGAAUCCAGUGUCCUUCUACAAACUGAAGCUAACAAGCAACAUCUCAGACCAGGAGGGGAACACUAUCCUGCAUCCGAUGCACCGCUACCUGCCACGGUUACACGUGGUCCAAACUGACAAAGCUGCUAAAGACAUAAAAUUAAAUGGUCCCAACGUUGUCACAUUUACUUUCCCACAGACUGAGUUCAUGGCAGUCACUGCUUACCAGAACUCACGGUUUACUCAGUUGAAAGUCGACUACAACCCAUUUACCAAAGGACUGAAGGAAGAUGGUUCCAGUUCAUGGGGUCUGAAACUGAAAUCUAAUAUCAGCAAAGACUCUCACAAAGAUGAAGGUGCAACAACCAACGAGCAACAUCCUGUGAAGAAGAGCUUGAAGUCUUUGCUUGCAAACCACAAACCUAGAAGCUCAAAAGUAGUUGACUCAAAACCGUCAGCACUCGGUGACCUCCAGAGAAAUUCCACUACGAACAAAGAUCAACCAGCUGCUAAUGUUACAGGGGAGAGCUCUUGCAGGAGCUCAGGUUCACCCCAGAAGUUAAUUUCUGAAAUGAUUCGGGAGGCUCAUGUUUCACUGCAAAGAUGCAACCUGGAGCAGCUCAGCAUCAGUAAUGACUCCUCUCACAGAACCAAGCAAACCAACACUAAAACUACAGCCUUGAAAGGCAAUGGACCAGAUGUUCCUAAUAGCGACAGCACGUCCGUCAAAAAGCACAGUGAGACAUCUCCUGUAAAGGAAAGUGAAACUGUUGUAACCAAGAAGAAGGACAAGGAGGACAAGCACCUUUUGAAUUCAUUGAACUGCAAGGACACAAUUAGGACAGAUUGCAGUGAGGUCAGUCCUAAAUUAUCAGUAGCGACUGGUGCUCUUCCAUCAGUGUCACAAAACGUUUCCAUUGACCACAAACGUAAGUCUGAAGCUCAAAUCGAGGUGAACACGAAGCAGCAUAAACGUCCGGCACCUCUGCCCCUGCCAGCUCUCGCUCUUUUUUUGAAGCAGCAUUCAACAAAAUCCAAGAAAGUCAAGAGCAAACUGGAGUCUCCUCCCCCUGCAUUCCCACCUGAAUCCCUGCCAGAAACACAAGGCUGUGCACCAUCUGAUCACACCAACAAUGAAACUGCUCCCCUCAAGGAUCCUACUGGUGAUACUGCAAAACCAGACAACCAGUCCUCUGACAAUGCAGAUCUCCAUCCAGGUGAAGUGGAUUUGACAGUCCCUGGACAAGCAGUUCAAAUGACACUUCAGCUUUCCAGUCCGUCAUGUCAAGAUGUGGAGGCCGCACCAGAUCCAAGGGGAUCAAGAACUGAUGAUUACGUGGCCUCAGUUACACUUCCUGAAAGCUCAGGCUCCCAGCCAACAUUACCACAUGGUACAUCAGUGUUACCCAACUCAGAUCAGCCAAUUUGUUCCCUUGGGAUAUCUUUGUCCACCAUUUCCUCAACUCUUGCUACCUCUUCUGCAACUUUGGUUUUGUCACCACCCAUUGACACAGUGUUACCUGACCCGAACACUCCCCAAACACCAACCAUUACUGAGCCUUCCACACUACUUUCAGACUCGAAGUCACCUGAUUCCUUGCUUCCUGACCCCAAGUGUUCACCUUUUGGAUUUGACUCUUUGUCACCUGCAAGCUCACCAGAGCCUUUACCUUCCUUCCCUGCCGUGAUAGAUUUAGAACUGAACUCUGCUCCCUCUGAACCAACUCCAGCAGUGGUACCUCCUGAAGAGUUACUGCUGAAUGAAGACUCUGCCGAAUCUGUGUUUAAAUGGCAUACCGUGUUACCUCCUACCGAACAGUACACAGACACUCCAUUUACUACUUUUCAGUCAGCACCACAGACUCUACCGUUAGUAUCUAAUGCAGAACCUUUGUUGCCUUCCCAGUCUCCUGUCCACCCUGCGUCACAGACUCUCGACACUACUACAUCCUCGCCUCCUCCUGAUCCUACUCCAUCAUUUCAAGAGAACGAACAAUUGCUGCCGUUCCCAGCAGAACUGUCUCCUCUAACUCUUCAGUUGCCACUAUCUCCAACCUUUUCUUCAUUGGAUGGAGAUGCUUUGUCGCCUACGCCUUCAAUCGCUGAACUUGUGCACUUUUUCUCCACCGAUGAUGACCUUCGAAUGGAGGUGGAGUUUGCUAACACAGAAGCAGUGCCAGUUCCUUGUCCGUCUCCUAGUACAGUAGAAGCUAAUGAUCCUCCUCAGCAAGUGCAACCAGUCGCAGCCCCCAAACCCUGUAAACGCAAAAAGUCGUGGCGGAAAAAGGUGGCCAAGACAGAUGUGGAUCAGACGAUGGAUGAAUCCACCUACACUAACAUGCAACCGAGCCUGGAGGAAGUGGAGGAACAAUUAUUUAUCUCGUUCACGUCAAAGGAGGCCCUCAAACUUCACGUUGUGGACUCUCCUGAAGGCGGAUCGACGGCGCCUGAAGUCCGACAGCUACCAGCUGAGGAAGCGAACGAUACAAACCUGGAUGCUGCUGACGGUUCACUCCCGCACUGCAUCAAUCCCAACAACUUUCCUGCCAAACUGUGGCGUCUGGUGACAAACCCCGACAACCGAGCCAUCUGCUUUGACAGCGGUGGCGAGGUCAUUGUCAUUGAUCAGCAGCUCUUCGAGAAGCAGAUCCUGUCUCCUGACGGCGUCGCCUCAGACAACGCCGAUGCCUUCAAGACCACCAACUUCUCCAGCUUCGUCCGUCAGCUGAACCUGUACGGCUUCAGGAAAGCUGACACGGCCGGCACAGCUCCAACCAUUGCUACCACUGGAACGCUUCAUCACUUCUCCAGUCCAAACUUCAAGAGGAACCACCCCGAGCUCCUGGUGAAUCUCAGGAGACUCACUGUGGACAAUAAAGCCAAACUACAAGCUGGACUGAAUGUGAACAGUCGGCUGCCGAGUCGACACCAGCGGCUCAGUGGAGUCGACGAUGAAAGAGAGAAAAGUUUGAAGAGAGUCGAACCUGCGGAGAGCUCUGAGGAUCCGAUCGCUGCAUCUGAGAAGAUUCUGCUGAGAGAUCUGCAGCUGAUGAAACACCGACAGGUCAUCCACCCUGUCCUGCAGGAAGUUGGACUGAAGAUGAACCUGCUGGACGCGUCUCUGUCCAUCGACCUGCAGUAUCUGGGCGUCCGUCUGCCCAUCCCCCCCCCUGGAUAACUCACGGUUUCCUCUGCAGAUGUUUCCGCUGCGUUUGUGUCCCGAACGGGAAAAACGACAGACGUCACUCAGAUUAAAGGCUGGAGAGAGAAGUUCACUCCUUCAGAGGCUCCGACUGAAACGCCUCCAUCAUCCAAACCUGAAGCCGUUUCCUCCUCCGACUCCAACAAGAGGAACCUGUCGGCGUUCUGCAGCGACAUGCUGGACGAGUAUCUGGAGAACGAAGGGAAGCUGAUAGACGAACGCGCCGCCAGCUUCUCCCAGCCGCCGGUGGAGCCGCUGGUCUACGAGCUGCCCACCAGGAGCAGCAGCUAUGUCCGAACCCUGGACAGCGUCCUGAAGCAGACCUGCAGCACCCCCACCUCAGACCUCAUCUCUGGGUUCAUCCCCCCCUCCAAGAGACCCAAACUCCCCCCCAAAGAGCCCAAGACGUCCCGCAGAGGAGACAGGAGGCAGAAAGGUCUGAAACAGAACAAACCCAGACCAGAACCCACAGCUGCUCACAGUUUGGGUCCAGCUGAGUCCAGUCCUGCAGUCAGUAACCCCCCAGAGCCCACAGACCCCUUCACCGAGGCCCCCAAAUCAAAGAAAAACCUGCUGAAAGUCAGACCACCAGCAGCAUACACAGAUCCAUCUCCUGACCCCCCUUUGCCCCAAGCCCCCACCAAGGGGAAGAGGCUCAAACCCAAGAACUGGUCUCAGACCCUCAGCUCCCCCCAGGUCUCAGAGGACAUGGCCCCGCUGGAGUCGGACUCAGAGCUGGGGGAGGACUCGCCUGGGGGGGGCAGACCCGUGAUGACCCGAGCACUGCUGAAGCAGAGAGACCUGGAGGACGGCGUGGUGUGGGAGGGCCGCCCCCGCACCUGCAUCACCCGGGAGAGGGCCGCCAUCGCUCUGACAUCACUGUUCACCUUAUCGGGCUUCGUCAGUGAGAACCCGACCGCUCCGAUUCCCCCCCCACGCAGACGGGCCCCCCCCUGCCUGAACGAGUCCUGCCGACUCGGCUGCGUCUGCUCCAGUCUGGCCUUCAGCUGCAGGCCGGGUCACUGCGGCCGCCCCCACUGCAUGUUCGGCUGCAGCUGCCUCAAACAGAAGGUGGUGCUGCUGAAGAACCUGGACGGCUCCGACUCCAGCUCCUCCAACCAGGAGUCCACCAGGAGGAGGAGGAGGAGGAGGAGGAUGAAGAUGGCUUACAUUCUGAAGGAGGCGGACAGCGUUUCCCAGCCUGCCGAACGGAUCCGGACUCUGUGGAAGAGGGACAGCGGAGACUCAGAUCCAGACCCGGUCUGCGUCCCUCAGUCCAACUCUGAGACCUGCUCAGCUGACUCCAGCAGCAGCAGCAGCAGCAGCGUGGACUCCAGCAGCUGUGCUCGGGCCAGAGCUUACCGAGGAAAGAUGAGGAAACAAAAGCAGAAGGAGGCGUCUAAAGACGUGAAGUCUAAAGACGUGAAGUCUAAAGACGUGAAGUCUAAAGACGUGAAGUCUAAAGACGUGAAGUCUAAAGACACUCGGCUGAAGUCUUUGAAGAAGACGGACAUGAGUCUUGACAGAGUAAAAAGCAAACCCUGCGGUUCUCCCUCAGUACGUGAACCGGCAGCGACCCCGAAGCCGUCGAAGCGUCUGACCAUCGUGGCCGAGUGCCGCUGGAGGAGCGACGCCGACCGGGACCGCAUGCUGAAGAAGCUCUGCGAGGCGAUGGCUCAGGACCGCCUGAACGAGCCCUUCUGGUUCCGCCGGUACCUGGUCAGCCCGGUCAGCCAGACCGUGGAGGAGAGCAACGGAGAACGCUGCAUCCAGUACAAGAUCCACAUCUCCCAGCCCAGACUGGGCCGGCAGAAACCAGCACAGCAGCAGGACGGCCGGACUGGAACUGAACCACGACGAGAGGAGCUGAAGGAGGAGAAGAAGGAGAAGGAGCUGAAGGUGGAGGACCUGAAGGAGGUGGAAAAGGAGCUGAAGGAGGUGGAGGAGGAGAAGGAGCUGAAGGAGGUGGAAGGACCUCCUGAGGACUGGCAGCAGGAGGUGAUGGAUGAGGAGGAGCUUCUGGAAGAUUGGCAGCAGGAGGUGAUGGAUGAGGAGGAGCUUCUGGAGGAUUGGCAGCAGGAGGUGAUGGAUGAGGAGGAGCUUCUGGAGGAUUGGCAGCAGGAGGUGAAAGAAGGAGACAUCGAGGAGGAGGAGGAGGAGGAGGAGGAUGAACGGAGAGAGGAAGUGGAAACAUCAGCAGAGAAGAAGAAGCUGCUCAACACGGCGUUGCCCUUCCUGACGGGAAUCUCUCCCGCCGGUUUCCUGUCAGCUGACAGGAAGCAGCCGGGAGGAACCGAUCAGCUGAUCCAGGUGAACGGGAAGCUGUAUCCUCUGGCUAAGAUCCAGCUGGGGAAGAUGGGCGCGCUCCACCCGGCCAAUCGGCUGGCGGCGUACCUGACGGGCCGUGUCGGGAUCAACAGGAAGCAACAAGUUGGACCCCCCCAGACCCAGACUGCAGACCUGUCCCCCCCGGCCCGACCCCCCUCCUCCACAGCCAACGCCCCCCUCAGCGCCCCAGCCGUCCCGACAGACUCUGUGAAACUAUCUUCAGGCCCAGCGGCUCCUAAAGGCUCUCAGCUGUUGAUGGUUCAGGUCCCGAGGCCUACGGGGCCUACGGGGCCUACGCGGCCCACGGGGCCUAAGCAGCCUACGGGGCCUAAGCGGCCUACGGGGCCUACGGGGCCUACGGGGCCUACGCGGCCCCCGGCCCCCCCCUCCACCCCAACCAUGUUCCUGCAGCCGGUCCAGGGCCCAGCAGGGCUGCAGUACUACCGCAAACCUGACGGGAAACUGGUCCAGCUGUUCCGCAUCGGCCAGCUGAGGCCCGCGACCCCCGACCCGAGUCAGCCCGCCCCCCCCGACACACUUCCUCAGGCUACACCCAUCACAGCCAGCUCGUUGCCCGCCCUCCAGCCUGGUCCUGGAGUCCUGAACCAGAAGCAAACAUGCACCUUGAAGAUCCUCCCCCCCCCUGCCUCCAAAAAGCAUCAUGUGGUCGUCACGAAAGUCCCCCCCCCCUCACGUCCUCCAGCGUCUGCAGGCUCCUCCCCCUUCUCCCUCUCUGGCCUCCGGUCCUUCUCAUUGCCCCCUCUCCCCCCAAAAUCUGGUCUGGUCCAGAAGAGUAUGCGUACCAUAAAAAUCUUCCCCCCCCCUUCCAACAAGGAUCAUGUGGUCGUCACUAAAGUCCUACCCCCCCCGGUGACAUCAUCGGGCUCCUUCAGGCCCCUGCUCAACUUCAUCUCCCUCAAGCUCUCUGCCGGCCGAGGCACCGAGCCGGGGGUCCAAACUGUGACGGUCUCAGCAGAGGGGUCAGAGGUCACACUUCCCCCCCUCCCUGAGCCGGCCUGUGACACGGGGGACUUGGACAUCAUCUGUGUGGAUGAAGAGAUGGAGGUUGUUACCAGGGAGACGGUGGGAGGGGCCCAUCAGGUGGGAGGGGCCCAGCAGGUGGGAGGAGGCCAGCAGGUGGGAGGGGCCCAGCAGGUGGGAGGAGGCCAGCAGGUGGGAGGGGCCCAGCAGGUGGGAGGAGGCCAGCAGGUGGGAGGGGCCCAGCAGGUGGGAGGGUCUCAUCAGGUGGGAGGGGCCCAGCAGGUGGGAGGGGCCCAGCAGGUGGGAGGGGCCCAGCAGGUGGGAGGGGCCCAGCAGGUGGAGGAUCUGGUGGCCUCGUCAAGCGAAGAGACGGAGAACUCGUCGGACUUCAGUGACGAGUCAGGCGACCACGGAGAGAAGAACCCCCCCACAAAGAUCAAGCGGACUCUUCACACUGUGCUGGAGCGGAAGCGGCGAGGGCAGAUCAGUGAGCUGUUCGAUGGUUUGAGGCGCGAGGUCGCACCGACUGAUGAGAAGACGUCGAAGGUCUCCACGCUGCAGCAGGCAGUGCAGCUGAUCCAGGAGCUGAGGGCAGCUGAGACGCACCUGAAGAAGAGGAAGAGCAGGCUGCUGAAGAGGAGGGACGAUUACCUCUCCUUCAUCACUCCGUCAUCAUCAUCAUCCUCAGGAACGGGCGCAGCAGCUGCGUUACACCGUCAGAGGUCACAUGACUCCAUCGAAGUGACGGACAACUCGUCUGACGAGGAUGCUGCCGUCACAGGGACAGGAAGUGAUGGGAGAGCGGAGAGGGGUCUGUCUCAGGCGGUCAACCUGCUGGAGGAGACGGACGAGCUGACGGACAACUCGUCCGACGAUGACGACGCUAUCGCCAAGACAACCGGCGCUAUCGCCAAGACGACCGGCGGCAUCACCGAGACGACCGACGGCAUCACCGAGACGACCGGCGGCAUCACCGAGACGACCGUCACCAACGAGGAGAAGGCUCGGGCCGUCGCCAUGGAGACAGCGGAGGAGAGUCAGCUGAACGCAGCUCAGGAAAGGCUGGCGAAGAUCAUCAGGAACGUGGACUCAAAUCUGAACGAGAAGCAGCGGAGCCGCUCGGCCGUCAGCGCUGUCAGCUCUCAGCAUCACCUGUUGGAGCAGGCUCGUCAGGAGAUCCGGUCUCUGCAGAGUCGGAUGGAGAAUCUGAAAAGUGUCAAGAUCUGUCUGAACCAGCAGAGAGCGGCUCACAUCCGGCACCUCGCCCAGCGCUCAGGUAAGAGCGAGCAGAGGAUCCUGAGGAAGCUGCAGCACCUGUCGUCCAAUCAGAAGAAGCAUGAGAGGAUCCAAACAGCCAAUCGGAGGACGGCAGCAGGGGGCGGGGCUUCUGAUAACGAUGCAGCUCCGCCCACCGCCUCACCUGUCCCCUUACCUGUUCAGCAGACCUUCAGUCAUGGCGUCGUGAACGUGUCCCAGCCCGCCUCCGCCGCAUCCCACAAUGCACCUGUGCAGAGGGACCGGCCGAGGACCAUCCCCAACAUCCUGUCCCGCAGCAAGACCGCGGCGCAGACAGAGACGCCGGCAGCCUUUCACACUGUGGUUCCCACUGAGGUUCUGUCAUUGGUUGGCACGGCGUUGUCAGGGCAACAGAUCCUGACCCUGAGUCCGCUGAUGGCGGGACCAACAGUGCUGCAGCCCUCCACCCCAGGCGUGGCCUCCGUCACUCUCAACAUUCCCAGUUUGACCAAUCAGCAGAUACAUCUCACCUCGUUGCCCCACCCACCGACCGGUAAGAUCUACAGCAGCUCCGCCCCCUUCAUCGUCACUAACCUUGGAGCUGCAAACUUCAACAACCUGCUGCAGGUCGUUCAUCCCCCACCACAACCGUCACCACGACAACCGUCACCACCACAACCGUCACCACCACAACCGUCACCACCACAGCAACAGACAGCUCCUCCUCGCCCUGCGGAGGUCUCUGAUUGGCCGUCAGACCAGAGUAAAGAUCAGGACGGCUCCGACAUCACACCUGAAUCCUGCUCGUCUGCGUCCGCCGCUCAGGGACCGUCCUCUUCGUCUUCCUCGUCCUUGGCGUCCUCGAGGUUGAGCGCCGCCCGUCAUGCUGAUGUAUCGGGGCCUCUGGGGGCGGGGCCACAACAGGAUGCAGACUACGAGAAUCUGACGUCUCUUCUUGAUGAGAUCGUCUUCCUCAACGGGCAGCCGUUACCGGGGAAGCCAGAGCAGGACGUCCCGCAGGGCGGCGAGGGGCGGGGCCACAGCCCGUGGCUCCUGCAGCUGGACUCUGACUCUGACGACACGGAGACGGAGGAGGCGGGGCUUAACGGACACUCAGAGACGCUGCAGGAGGGGGCGGGCACAGGUGGCGUUUUGGCCCCGCCCCCCCUGCUGCAGAUGAAGGUGGGCGGGGCUAAAAGGGCUGAGCCCGCCAGCAGCGACGGCACGGUGGGGGGGGGAGGGGCGCCGCCGCCGCCGAAGAAGGGCGGCAUGGCGUGGAGGCCGAUGCCGAGGCUGGUGCCUCUGGGGCUUAGAGGAGCCCCGCCCAGCUGAUGAUGUCACAGCAGCCACAGGAGCCCCGCCCAGCUGAUGAUGUCACAGCAGCCACAGGAGCCCCGCCCAGCUGAUGAUGUCACAGCAGCCACAGGAGCCCCGCCCAGCUGAUGAUGUCACAGCAGCCACAGGAGCCCCGCCCAGCUGAUGAUGUCACAGCAGCCACAGGAGCCCCGCCCAGCUGAUGAUGUCACAGCAGCCACAGUUUGUGUCCUGUAAAGCAGAAAACGUGCGACGCCAUUCGGCCAAUCGGAAGCUCUGCUGUUGCCGCGACGAUGAUUCCGACAUUUCUUUGUUUACAGAUCUGAGAUUAACGUUUCUAUUUAUUUUGUCCACUUCAUCAGCUCCGUCCUCAGCAUCACGUAACCACGGCAACGUGAGGCAGCAGACGAUUGGAUGUUCAGACGAGUUUGUAUUUGUUAACAUCGGUUGUUUCUGAUUGGCUGCUGGACAGGAAACUCUAAACUGAGCGAGUCAAGAAGAAAAUAUAAAUAUGGAGGAAAAGUUUCAGUUUUUAAAAGAAGUCGUAAAAUUUAACGAUUUCAGUAAAAUAAUAAAGUUGUUUCAC